UAUUUUUUAAGGAUAUAUUUUCUAUAACCCACAAAAAAUGCCACCACAGAAGAUUAAACAGGAUAUUAGCGAGGAUGAGCUGAAUCGACGCCGUAUUAACAAUCGGCUUAACGACAUCCGACUCGGUCCGCUAAAGCAGAUCCCGAUAAAUUUAUUCAUGAUGUGGGUAGUAGGGAAUGAGGUAAGCAUAUUCUCCAUCAUGUUUGUUGGAAUGGCUGUCAUUAAUCCUCUUCAGAGUAUUUUUAAUGCGGGUAAAAACUUUACGGAUUUUGAAGAUGAUGCUUUGGUUGAUCAUCAGAUACGGACGUCUGUUAAUCAGUCGAAAUGGAUUUUUAUUGGCUGCUCUUUUCUUUGUCUUUUAGUCGCACUUGUCAAGUUGAGCUGGAUGGAACUACUGCCGGUAAGCGUAAUGGAUUGGUUACCGAAUACUCCGCCUACCUAUAAGGAGCACAGUGCAGGUAUAUUUUUAAGAGAUUAAAUAAUAUGCAGAUAAUAUUGUUAGGUGUGAGUGUAAAGAUUGAAAAAUUACGAGUACGAUUUAAUAAUUGCUCUUCUAGUAGUUAAAAAAAAAGGAAUAUGGUAGUAUAAUGCAAUCACACAGCUUAUAGUAUUACUGAGAUGCUAUUAGGUCCGCUUUUUAUAAAAUAUUUAUGAACGCUUUUUUUAUUGUGAUAUUUUUCAAGUUGGUUCCAACUUGAGUAAAAAAAAAGGACAAAAGAAUGUUUGCCGAAAUUGUACACGCUUGUCUAAGUAAAUAGGAAAAGGAUAAUCUAGAAAGGCGACAAUUCUAUAACGCCUUGUCGAUACGAAGGUCUUUUGAUCGCUUUCAUAUUUUUUGUAAA
Phytomonas sp. Hart1 is the source of this 842-nucleotide messenger RNA. The record is from the annotation of a GenBank genome assembly. Lineage: Eukaryota; Euglenozoa; Kinetoplastea; Trypanosomatida; Trypanosomatidae.